Anastrepha ludens (Mexican fruit fly) is the source of this 760-nucleotide messenger RNA. Its product is annotated as protein TEX261. The transcript is spliced from 4 exons. Lineage: Eukaryota; Metazoa; Arthropoda; Insecta; Diptera; Tephritidae. Bases 118 to 711 code for a protein of 197 amino acids. Gene Ontology annotation, molecular function: COPII receptor activity. The record is from RefSeq and is a predicted model, not a curated record. Gene Ontology annotation, cellular component: COPII-coated ER to Golgi transport vesicle; endoplasmic reticulum membrane; Golgi membrane. Gene Ontology annotation, biological process: endoplasmic reticulum to Golgi vesicle-mediated transport.
UUGAAAAACAAACUUAAGGACGGUGACGUUUUAUUUCACGAUUUCUUUCUUGGUAAACAAUUUCUUUACAAAUAUUGACGAUAAUAUAAUAAAUAAUUGUGAAAAUAAAUAUACAACAUGUCGUUUCUAUAUAUACUGAGUUGGGUAUCAAUGGUGAUACAUAUCGUCUUUAUUACAGUCUCGAUUGCGGCGGGUCUCUACUAUAUUGCUGAGCUGGUGGAAGAGUACACACAAACGGCGCGAAAGUUAAUCACAUUUAUGAUUAGUGCCACGGUAUUUGUUUACAUAAUGUUUAUGUUCUUCGAUAAUUUACCAUGGAGCAUGAUUUUGUGUGGGUUUGCGGCGCAAGUAUUCCACGGUAUUAUUAUGAGCAGCUUUCCAUUUAUACGAUUUAUGUCAGUGCCAUUUAUUGGCGCUGUAGUGUUUUUAGUUAUAAACCACUUUUUGGCUUUUCAAUAUUUCACGAGCAUUUACUAUCCAUUUGUGCAGGUGCUAGCAUACUUUACAAUAUGCCUUUGGAUGGUGCCAUUUUCGCUUUUUGUUUCACUAAGCGCAAACGAUAAUGUGCUACCGACGACUGUUAAUGACAGCAUGGGAAGCCAAGAUGUCGUAACCAACUACUUCACACGUGGAAAAAAACAGGGACUACUUUCGCUUUUUAAUUAUGCUAAAGAUAGCCUAUUGCCGACAAGGAGCAAGAAAAGCUUUUGAGGAUAUUCACAUUGUCCAAUUUGGAUUUAAAAACCCACUCCCAAAUGCU